Molecule: messenger RNA, 1355 nt
Organism: Impatiens glandulifera
Lineage: Eukaryota; Viridiplantae; Streptophyta; Magnoliopsida; Ericales; Balsaminaceae
Exons: 5
Coding region: 70-1098 (342 amino acids)
Source: RefSeq, a predicted model, not a curated record
CAAAACCCCACCGGCCGGCGUCGUCGACGAUCUCUCUCCGAUAACAGCCGACUUCCGAUCACGUUGAGAAUGAGCAAUCAACGACUAGAAUCUCUUCCUCCAACGGAAACCCUAGAAUUGGACAACGGCCUAUCUCUCCUUACCCGAGUGAAACUUCUCCUUACCGUCAACCGAGCCGACUUCUCUAUCAAGCCCUUAGACGAAUGGCUUCUCAAGAGCUCUCUGUGCAACUUCCUUAAGACCUCCUCUAUUGUCGUCACUGAGGCCGAUAUCCAGCUGCGUCGAUUCAAAGACAUCAAGAAACGUAAGCGCGAAGAUCCAGUCGCCGAUGGCGCCCUCUUCAUCCGCGACUCCAAUUCUCUCACCAAGGCCUUACCUUCACAAGCAAGCGAUGUCUCGGAUGUCAUGGCAUUGGAGAGGAAGUUUCUAGAUUGGAGAAGGUCACUUGUGAAGAAGAUGGAUGGUAUUGAGCUAAAUCUCGAGGGAACUAAAUUUAAAUUGACGGUUUCCAUGCCCAAAUCAGAUGAUCUUGAGGGGAUGAGAAAAGAGUGGGAAGAAUUUUAUGCUUUUGGCUCCCGAGGUCAUAUCAGGGGUGGGAAACAUGCACCUGACACGAUUGUGGUGAGAGGCCUUCCAUCUCGGUGGUUUGCUGAGCCUCGUGUUUCAGCUAAGCCUUCUAUGCUGGUUACCCACACAAUUUUUUCGACAUUUGGAAAGAUCAGGAACAUUAAUGUUGCCGAGGAUCAUGAUCUAGGAAAGAAUGGGGAUGAAGAUAUUCUAGACAUAGUUUCUGGUCUCCAAUGUAAAAUUGUGGUUCAAUUUGAGAAAGAGAAGGACUUCUGCAAUGCUCUAAGAGUCCUGUGUGGCCGCUCUAUGCAGAAGGAAGGAUCAAGCUUGAGAGCUGAUUAUGAGGUUACCUGGGACAAGAACGAGGUUUUCAGGAAUUCUAGAAAUGAAUCAUCUCAAGAGAAGAGUAGUCGGCUGUCAACAUUACCUUUCUCACGAGAUUACAGAAAUGAGGCCCCGCGAAACCUAUUCCGACAGAAUCUUUCAGGGCUAAGCCCAGAAAACUCACGGCCAAAGAGAUUUAAGGAAUAAAAUGCCGUUUUUUCAAGUGGAAGUCAUCUUGAAUCUCACCCAUAUGGCCAAAUCAAGUAUGAGCUAUCAUUUUGAUUGGAUUGUUUUGAACUUGAUUACUUAUCAUCUCCCCCUCUUUAAAGAAAAUUGUAUCAACAUCUGUAGAAAUUAGUACUAGUAAGUAGUAACAACCUUUUGGGCUUAUUUAUUUGUUUUGAAAUUGGAGAAUUUGGAAAUCUGAUAACUUGGAAGUUAUAGAACUCUGUUUGUAGAUGCAA